GAAUUUCCAUGUGUACUUUUGUACACAGGUUGAAUUGAAUUUCUCUUUUUUUAGUUAAACUGAAAAAUAUAGGUGGGUAGUUGUAGAGAAGUUAUCGAGAGUGACGAUAACGAAGAAGAUUCCAUUAGGGUUCAUAAAAAAAAUCACACAAAAUAAAGUAAAAGGAGAAAAAUGUGAGAAUUACUAAUAUACAAUGAUUCAUCAUGAACGUAUCAUCAGAAAUUACUCCAUAUCUUGUGCUUGGUAGCGCAGGUGUUCGCACACCAAGAUUUUUAGAAAACAACAAAAUAACUCUUGUUAUUAAUGCCGCUCACAACUUUGAGUUGACUGCCAAAUGUUCUGUCAAUCAAAUAUGUAUUGACAGUGAUGAUAGUCCUGACUAUAUGUUGAAGAAACAUUUUGAGACGGUAGCAUUACACAUACAUAACGAAAAAGAAAAAGGCGGGAAAGUGUUUAUACAUUGUGUGGCAGGCAUAAGCAGGGCGCCAUCAUUGGUUCUUGCAUAUCUUAUGAGAUACGAAAAUAUGAGUUUAGCGGAUGCGUAUAAGCUGGUGCAUAACAAACGUAUAUUUGUGCGACCAAAUAUGGGAUUUUGGAAACAAUUGAUUGAAUAUGAAGAAGAAUUAGUUGGAAAGAAUACAGUCACAAUGAUUUCAUCUGGUUCAAUGCUGAUUCCAAGUAUAUACGAAACGCAAUAUCAGAACAUGAUGGCGAUUUAAACUUCAUUGCAAUGCAAAAAGUUGGAGUCGAGUUAAAAAAAUUGAUAACUCUUCUAAAUCUUAAGCGCAAGUGACAUUGUAGAACAAACCGUUUACAUGGAUGCAUCGUACUGAAUGCAUCCAUGUUGUUGCUGUUUCCAUACAGUGGACUAUGAUUUAAAUUCUAUUGAGGUGGGGUAAACUUCGAAUUAUAUGGAGGUUAUGGAAAAUUUUUAGUCCAGGAAAAUAAAAUGGAAAAGGCAUAUUUCCACAUCAAAAAGUUUGAGAUUUUUCAGAACCUAACUUAGUAGUACUAACUUCUGCAAAUUCUAAUUUGUUUGAGAAUUUUGUAAACUCGUUUUUCUCCAUCGCCAACAAGGUCUUACAUUUAAGUUAUAGAAGACAAGUACUCAACUCUGUCUUUAAAAAAUCAAAACAUUUUAACUAAUUUUUCUCGAUGAUGUAAAGGCGAGUCUACACAUUAUAAUUUUGAUUUUUUUAAAUCUUGGUGUGGAAACGAUUAUAUUACAGGGAUAAUCUUUUUGAAUUUAUGGAGAAUAGAAUUAUGGAGAAUCUACUAUAACGGAAAAUAAAUUAUUUACUCAUUAUAUAAAUUUUUAGAUUUGCAUACUCUAUCUCAAAUUAAAGUAUGCUUUAGUUUUAUAAUCAAGUAAAAAUUUUGUUGUAUAUAUAAUGAAUUUUAUGAGAAGAAUGACUGUUAGUGUAUUAUUUCCAUAAAAAUUAGUUAAACAAUUGUGGGUUUUUUUGAUGUUUUUAGAAAAAAAUUAUUCUCGAGAAUUUCGAUUAAAAUUAAAAAAAUCAAAAUCGCUGAUUUUUGUUUUAAUGUGGUUUGAAGGCAUUUUUUUUAAAAAAUGUUUUGAACCAAAAAGCUUCAUCCAUGUCCCCAGUUUUUGUUUUCAAACGAGCUGGUUUUUCUCAUUUUUUUGUCUACAAAUCAUGAUAUCGGUUCUAGCUUAUCGAGCCACCAUUGUUGCUUUGUAUACUGCUACUGCUAGUCACUGCUAUAACAACACAUUAGUAAAUCGUAACCACCACAAAUAUUUAGAUCGUAAAUUGGUUUUCGACACUACUAGCAAAGAUUUUUUUUUUCGUAACCACCACAAAUAUUUAGAUCGUAAAAUGGUUUUCGACACUACUAGCAAAGAUUUUUGCUUUUUGUUUUGCUUUUUGAGAACUUUUAUUUUAAUGAUAUUCUUGUGUUUGCUAAGCUGUAAUAUAAAUCUU
Messenger RNA from Hydractinia symbiolongicarpus, 1943 nucleotides. RefSeq names its product dual specificity protein phosphatase 18-like. Gene Ontology annotation, cellular component: cytoplasm. Gene Ontology annotation, biological process: protein dephosphorylation. Lineage: Eukaryota; Metazoa; Cnidaria; Hydrozoa; Anthoathecata; Hydractiniidae. Bases 204 to 719 code for a protein of 171 amino acids. The transcript is spliced from 7 exons. Gene Ontology annotation, molecular function: protein tyrosine/serine/threonine phosphatase activity. The record is from RefSeq and is a predicted model, not a curated record.